GGCGAGGGGCGGGACCUCGGUGGAGGGAUUCUAUUUCCGGGGCGGGGCCGGCGGGCGGGGCGGGCGCGCUGUCGCCCGGCCUGUGUGGAGCUCGGUGGCGGCAGACGCAGCGGUGGCGGCCGCACGGCGCAGGCACCGGCUCGGGGAGCGGCACCAUGAGCGGAUCACAGAACAAUGACAAAAGACAAUUUCUUCUGGAGCGACUGCUGGAUGCAGUAAAACAGUGCCAGAUCCGCUUUGGAGGGAGAAAAGAGAUCGCCUCGGAUUCUGACAGCAGGGUAACCUGUCUGUGUGCUCAGUUUGAAGCUGUCUUGCAGCAUGGCUUGAAGAGGAGUCGAGGAUUAGCACUCACGGCGGCGGCGAUCAAACAGGCAGCUGGCUUCGCCAGCAAAACCGAGACAGAGCCCGUGUUCUGGUACUACGUGAAGGAGGUCCUCAACAAGCACGAGCUGCAGCGCUUCUACUCCCUGCGCCACAUCGCCUCGGACGUGGGCCGGGGCCGGGCCUGGCUGCGCUGUGCCCUCAACGAGCACUCUCUGGAGCGCUACCUGCACAUGCUGCUGGCCGACCGAGGCAGGCUCAGCACUUUUUAUGAAGACUGGUCUUUCGUGAUGGAUGAAGAAAGGUCUAGCAUGCUUCCUACCAUGGCAGCUGGUCUGAACUCCAUACUUUUUGCCAUUAACAUUGACAACAAGGAUUUAAAUGGGCAGAGUAAGUUUGCUCCCACUGUUUCCGACCUCUUAAAGGAGUCAACGCAGAAUGUGACCUCCUUGCUGAAAGAAUCCACACAAGGAGUGAGCAGUCUUCUCAGGGAGAUCACGGCCUCCUCUGCUGUAUCCAUCCUCAUCAAACCUGAGCAGGAGGCUGACCCUCUGCCUGUCGUGUCUAAGAACGUCAAUGCAGAUGCCAAAUGUAAAAAGGAGCGGAAGAAGAAAAAGAAAGUGACCAACAUUAUCUCAUUUGAUGACGAGGAGGAUGAACAGAACUCUGGGGACAUUUUUAAAAAGAUACCUGGGGUAGGGGAGAGCUCAGAGGAAAACUCAGACCGCUCCUCAGUCAAUAUCAUGUCAACCUUUGAAGGCCCCUUUGGGCCAAAUUCCAAUGGAAGUCAGAGCAGCAACUCAUGGAAAAUUGAGUCUUUGUCUUUGAAUGGGGAGUUUGGGUACCAGAAACUUGAUGUGAAAAGCAUCGACGAUGAAGAUGUAGAUGAAAAUGAGGAUGAUGUGUAUGGGAGCUCAUUGGGAAGGAAGCACAUGCACUCAGGGUCACCAGAGAAGCCACUGGAUGGGGAUGCCUGCCUCUCCCAGGUGCACAGCUGGGCUCCACUGCAGGUGCUACAUGGUGACAACGAUGUCCUCUUCCCUGUCAGUGGAGUGGGCUCCUGUGGUUCCACAGGUGUGCCCCUGGGAAGCCUGGAGAAUGGGACAGGACCGAACAACCACCUUCCGGUGGAGCCUGGCCUUCGGUACAGUGUGCAAACCAGCUGUCCAAGCCAAGGAAGUCCUCUAACCAACCUGUUACCUUCUGCCUCAGUGCCAGAGUCAAUGACAAUUAGUGAAUUGCGGCAAGCCAUCGUAGCCAUGAUGAAUAGGAAGGAUGAGCUGGAAGAAGAGAACAGGUCACUGCGGAACUUGCUUGAUGGCGAGAUGGAGCACUCAGCUGUGCUGCGGCAAGAGGUCGACACCUUGAAAAGGAAGGUGGCUGAGCAGGAGGAGCGGCACACCAUGAAGAUCCAGGCAUUGGCAAGAGAAAACGAGGUGCUUAAGGUCCAGCUGAAGAAAUAUGUAGGAGCUGUCCAGAUGCUGAAAAGAGAAGGUCAAACAGCUGAAGUUGUGCCAAAUCUCUGGAAUGUUGAUGGAGAAGUCACUGUCCCUGAACAGAAGCCGGGAGAAGUUGCUGAAGAGCUAGCAAGCUCCUAUGAAAGGAAGCUCAUUGAGGUGGCUGAGAUGCAUGGGGAGCUGAUUGAGUUCAAUGAACGCCUGCACCGGGCCUUGGUGGCCAAGGAGACCCUCGUAUCCCAGAUGCGCCAGGAGCUCAUCGACCUCCGGGGGCCGGUGCCUGGAGAUUUGAGUCAAACAUCCGAAGACCAGAGUUUGUCGGAUUUUGAAAUAUCAAACCGGGCACUGAUCAACGUCUGGAUCCCAUCAGUAUUUCUCCGUGGCAAAGCAGCAAAUGCAUUCCACGUUUAUCAGGUUUAUAUCCGGAUAAAAGAUGAUGAGUGGAAUGUUUACCGACGGUACACAGAGUUCCGGGGUUUGCACCAGAAGCUACAGAACAAGUACCCUCAAGUGCGGGCCUACAACUUCCCACCCAAAAAAGCCAUCGGAAAUAAGGAUGCCAAAUUUGUAGAGGAACGGAGAAAGCAGCUCCAGAGUUACCUGCGCAAUGUCAUGAACAAAGUCAUUCAGAUGGUGCCCGAGUUUGCUGCCAGCCCCAAGAAGGAGACUCUGGUGCAGCUGGUGCCUUUCUUCGUUGAUAUCACCCCUCCUGGAGAGCCUCUGAACAAGAACAGCCGGCCCAAAGUGGCUUCCCGCUUCCCCAAGUUAUCCCGCGGGCCCCCAAGAGAGACACGCAAUGUUGAACCCCAGAGUGGUGACCUCUGACCUCAGCAGAAUCCUGCACUCUGGCUGCUCUGUCUGGCCUGGCCAUAGCAGCUGGCCCCUGAUGCCUUGGCGUGAUGACCACGUCGACUUGGUGAACCCCAAAGAGCACACCUUCCUGCUGGCCACCUGCCACCCUGAUUAAACUGCUUGGUGUCAGAGCACCAGGUCCCUGUCCAUAGAGCAAGAUGGCUCUUCGCUGCAGACUGGGACAUGUGGUCACUACUCACCCAAGGCAGCAAAAGCUGUCACUCCCAUUCCUGCAGUGCAGGGGCCAGCAGCAGGGUAGGUACCCAGUUAGACUGGGAAUCCCCUGGCUGAGAUGCACAACUCCAGUGACUCUUUCCUGCAAGGGGAGUAGAACGACUGUUAGCCUCUUUUGCUCUUCUUUUUAAUGUACAGUAUUUGCCUCUCUAUGACCUGUGGACGAACGGAGGGGAUCUUGCACCUUUCAUUUAACGCUGCACCAUGGUCCACAGGCACCCAGUCGCAUUGCCACUGUGGCCCUCACUGGCGUCUCUCCUCCAGCAGACAUUCCCCAUGGCCUUGGGAAGGAGCCUUCAGUGACAUUUAUCUUCAAUUCUUUGAAAACUUUCCCACUCUCCCUGCCAUUGGCCUCUGGAAACACUGGCCCUGUAGGAAGCCCGAACAAGGCUUGUCAGGGGUUCAGCAGGCAGGUGGGGACCUUGGCCCCUCUGAACAUCAGUGGCCUUGGCCUUGGGUCCUGAGAGACUAGACUUGGAGAACCACUACAGAAGGCUUCAUGAGCCCUCAGGUUUUCAGACCCAGCUCCGUGUCCAGUAGGUCAUGAUUGUCCCCUCAAGUCACAUUCACCAUGUAUCGUCUGUCUCCAAACAGGCUCCCAAUGGGUGGAGAACCCUGUCUCCCUGAGACUCGUCAUUCUGUUCCUGCCUCAGGGCAGGGUGUCAUAGUCUAGGGACCUCAGCAGGCAGGGAGAAGGACAAGGACCAACAUGUGGCAGCCCACAUGCCCCACCUUGGACCUGCCUGACCAUGGUGUCACGGGACCCCAGCUGGUGGCUGCUUUAACCUACAGAAUCGUGGAACCAGUCCUGCCUAGUCAAGAGCCUCCUCUAUGGCUGAGUGCAGCUGGGAGAAUUUGCAGAAUGGACCAUGAAGGAAAUAGUGUAUGUUCAGCUUUGCCUGUGGCAGGUGGAGGUGUUGGGGAAUUCUAUGCACGAGGUGAUCGUGGAAGCCGCCGUGGCUUGUGCUGGAACUGCUCCAGCUCAUUGGUUGACAUCUUGGUGGACCAUCUGGUGAGCGUGCUUUCCUAACUCAAGGAGAACUUGGGGAAGAAUCGUCUGGAAGAUGGGCGCUUCUGGUCCCCUGGUCACCAGAGGGAAGCUUCUUCAGGCAGUUAGGGUAAGCACAAGUCACUGCCAUUAGUCCCGCAGGGAAGCAGAGAAGAUGCAAUGGGCUCCUAAGGCCACCUCGGGCCAGAUGAAGCAGAACGAGCCUGCUGUUCUUAAUGGCUAGUUGCGGGCGCAGGGGCUCUAUUUGAGUGAGCUCUGGCUUCUGGAGGGCAGCAUUUCCUCUCCUAAUCUCCCCGAAUGACACACAGCUUUCCUGAACCAAGCAGCCUGAGGCUCGGGCUGCCCCACCACACUGUGCUCCUGCUUUGGGAUAGCUGUAAAGCAGCCCUUGGCUGUCCACUGCAAGACUGUCUCAGCACUGGCCUCUGAACGAGGGCUCUGUGCCAAAACGGCUUCCCUGUUAUAUGUAUGCGCCCCACUAGGGAGGGGAGCCCCCUGUCUCCGGUGUGCCCCUGGGCCCAGGGUCCAGAUCAGGACUGUGGAGCACUGGACCUGAAACCCACCCUCACCCUGUCCAGCUACCCAACCAGAAAAUCUUGCUGACAUUGUACACAUGGAUUUAAAACAAAAAGCAAAUGAAACCCAAAGAUACCCAGAGCUACAAUCAGCUCCACCUUCUUGCUUUGUAAAGCUUAAUUAUUCAUAGAAAACUCCCUGAGCUCUCCUACCAUGCCAAAUGGAAAAGCACAUUCCCUGGGGCCAUGUGGGAAUGCCCCAGCCACUAGCAGUCUGUCCCCCAUCUUUUAUCUCCCAGAAACCCCAGCAUCACUCUAGGGCUGUGGGUUGUCUGUCCCCUGUCACUUUACCUCACGAGUGCGUGGCCUCUGCCCAGUGUGCACGUAUGUGACUCCUGUGGAGCUUUUGGAACAGUGGCAGGUUUGUUGUGCCUGUAAAACAGCAGGCAAUGGAAAGCUGUUUACAUCUGUCCACCUGAUAACCAACCCCAGCUGACACCAGCAGGCCACAGGCAGAGGGGUCCACUCAUGAGGUCUGAGGUUUGGGCUCCAGAGCAAGGAAACAGGAGCAGAGAUACAACCCUCCCCCAGUGGGUGCCACCCAGUGCCACCUCCGGGCUGUACUCUCCUCACCCCGGAACCCGCUCGGUAGCCUCGGCAGCCUUGUGGCUACCACAUUGUCACUGAGUUCUCCAGGGGAUGCUCUGCUCACGUGAGGACCCGGCCAUGCCAUUCCAGGCCGUGGCCCCUGCCCCCCAGCUCCGUCCGCCUGUGCCUCUUAGAGACACCGGCCACACACAGGCCAGACCUGCUCUCCAGUGCCCAGGCACACAUGCUCCUUCCAGUCACCACCGAACAAACCCUUAGUCCGGCUCCUCCACACGCUCUGGCCCCAGCCCAACCAGCUCUCCAGAAGCCUCCCCUGGCCUUGAUGUGCAACCAGUGGCCAAGAAAGGGCUGGGUCUAUAGCCCCCAGCACCUGCCCAAGGAAGACCCUGGCACGGGCGGCCCCUGGCCCUGGCCCAGCAUGUCAGACUGAUUGUUACCCCUUAGGGGUGAGCUUGGACCCAAGUCCCAACCCCAGUGGCUGCAAGUGUCUUGGCUUCUCCUCGGUGUCACUCCAAAUGAUGGGGGGCCCACGCCGCCUCUGCAGCCUGGAGGCUCUGACCUGGCAGAUGCGUGCUGUUUUCUGGAGACGGGUGCCUCCUUACAAACAAGGUCUAUUGUAAUGAACAUUUUUCAAAAUAUUGUGCAUUAUGUUAUUAAAACUAAUGUUAAAUAUUUGCUGUUCAGAUUGGCUUCUGUGCUAAUUUUGCAGAACUGUAGCACUGUAUAUUUUAUCUAACAUUUCUGUGCCAAAAAGUUCAUUUUACUGUUUCAGUAACACAUGGUCUUGAUUAUGCUUCUGAAAUAAAACUUAAGCUCCUGGAUUGAUAGGAAUGAGAGUUUAGCACCAUGGCUCCUGAUUCUAUACAACCUGGACCCCAGGGUUUGGCCCGUGGGUCACCCCGUGCUGAAAUGCACCAGCCAGCUGUUUUCAGCAUGAGCCGUUGUGUUUCAUGGGCCUAAUCAUGGUAGCUUCUGAUUCAUCACGGAUCCCUUACUUUUAUUCUUAAGCUCUAACAACCAAGUUCAUGGGCUUCCUUACACCCAGAGUUUUUACAGAAGUCAAAAAGGAAAAGGAUGUGGGCUUCCUUGAAGAGGGCUGAGCUGCCCUGUGGACAAGUGUCCCCACCAAAUGAUGCCAGGUCCCUUCUCUUACUGCAUGCUUCCCUGUCCUGCCUAGGGAGCCGCUGGCUGCCUGCAGCCCACCACUUCCCUCUCCCAGCUGUCAGCAGCCACUCAGUCCCUUUCGGGUCCCUUUACCAUCAGUGAGGACACGGGUGCCUGCUUCAGGACAGAGGGCAGGACAUACGGUAGAUGGCAUGUUUGUCAUCAGAAGUCACUGAACACAGGAAAGGAGCCCGGCGACACGGAUCUCCAGGGUUGGGGAAGGAAAGUGGCCCUUAGAUCGUGGAAAUAAAGCCUUAGCCUCUGCAGGGGCCUUGGCUUCUUAGCCCUGGCAUCGAGGACGGGCAGGUCGCUGUGCCUCGCUGGUGUGACCUGACCUGUUGGAGCAAGCUUUUCUGACGUGGGUGCUGGUCAUGCUGAGCAGUGAGUUACCUGGAGCCCAAGUGGCACAUGGGCAGGACCUGGCCGGCCACAGGUGCAACUGGACGUGUAGUACCCUAACUACCCUCUUCUGUUAAGGUUUACAUGAUAGAAUUUGUAAGCAAAUACGUUUAAUUUUCUAAAAUCUCUUGUAUUAAAUUUUCUUUUGGAAUAAGCUGUGGUAAUUUUGUUACGAACUGGUUGAGAUAAACCUCUUUACAGUGACAAAAUAAAAUGGCGACAUUUUAUAAAUUAGA
Messenger RNA from Chinchilla lanigera (long-tailed chinchilla), 6796 nucleotides. RefSeq names its product sorting nexin 29 (gene Snx29). Gene Ontology annotation, molecular function: phosphatidylinositol binding. The record is from RefSeq and is a predicted model, not a curated record. Bases 156 to 2603 code for a protein of 815 amino acids. The transcript is spliced from 21 exons. Lineage: Eukaryota; Metazoa; Chordata; Mammalia; Rodentia; Chinchillidae.